AUGCAAGAGCCCUCUGCCACUCCGCCAAAGGUCGGCAGUCCUGCGAAAGGCAAUUCUAGAGUUGAGGAUGGCAAGGUCAAAAAGAUAAAGGCCUCUUACAAGAGCGAGACACCAGCCAUACAACAUAUCAACGGCAAGACCUACGCCUGCGAGUCCUGCAAGAGAGGCCAUCGAGUCCACAAAUGUGACCAUGGAAAGACAAGACCCAUCUCCGAGACAAAUCAGCCGGGCCGUCCUUCAGCAGGCCAGAAGAGAGGAUGUCACUGUCCGAGGAACUGCGCAUGUACCACAAAAGCCUGCAAGUGUGAAAGGGACUGUGCUUGUACCCAGGAAAUGUUCUUGAUAGUCCGCGUCGACAACCCCGCCGUUAUCAGUCGGGAUGCGACCUCAACACCAAAGCCAGUCUGGGAAGACGCCGAGGGGAAUAAAAUGACUUUGAAAAAAGUCUGGACAGAUGCCAAUGGAAAAGAAAUCAGCGAUGAGGAAUACCAGGAGCGGAAACGACGCAUGAAGGAGCGUGAAGAGGCCAAGUCAGACGAGGUGAACUCGUCCUGUUGUAGUUCUGGGAAGCCCAAUGCCGAGCCAGAGUCGCCCAAAGGGGGUUGUCGACAUCGUCAAAACGUUGCUGCGAUACAGCCUCAUCCCGGCCUAGUAAAUCCCGAAUCCGACCAUGUCCAGGGGCUUCAACCUCAAUCAGCGGGUGAAACCUGGAAGUCCAGUUGUUCUUGCGGCUCGGGCUGCUCCUGUCUCUACUGCCCUGAUCACCCGAACAACGCGACGUCAAUUAAUCACGCUCAGCAACAAGUCAAGAAUCUAGCAGAACAAGCAUACGUUGGGAAUCAAAGUCUGACACCGGUCCCUUCUAUCUCUCAAAACAAUCCACGGUCGUGUAUGGGCGGGCAACCAUCAUUUUUUCUCUCGAGUACCGCCGAUGUUUCUCAACAUCAGCUUCAGCAAUUCUUUUCCGAGACGCUAAACCCGAACGCCAUCUACUUGACAUACCCUAUUCAGCAGCAUUCUUGGACUAAUCGGCCUCUCAGCUCACACUGUUCCCAUGCACAAUCACCUUCUAGCAGGAUUGGCAGGUCGCCAAACGACGUGUAUGCUGACCCACUAACAGAUACCCCGACUCCUUGGGACCUUCUACCGAAUGAGUCCAAUGGCACGUGGAAUUUCUCGGAUGGACAGCUGGGUGACAACUCCUUCAGCUGGACAGAUUUUGAGGCUUCGUACGGAACAGAUUAUGCUAUUGGUCAAGCAAGGGUCGCGUCCAUGCCAAACGCACAUGAUCUUCCUAUCUUCCAGCCUCAACCAGCCCAACAGACACCAUCAAUGAGUGCGAAUAUCUCCUCUAUCACCAGCCCACCUAUGCUUGGUGGAUUUCCAGACACACUGUCGCCGUUCGACUCCCGAGACCCGUUUGGGAGUUUCGACGAGUCAGCUACCCAAAAUCUGUCCAAUCAAAAUAUUCAGGCAAACGUUUUCAACUCUGGAGCCCUCGCCGACUUUUCGACCUCCUCACUGCCCACCUUUCCUGUCUCUCAACCUCCCAACCUUGAUUUACCUGAGCCUACUGCACAAUUCAGUACGCAGAUGGGUCGUAUCGAUGGUGGCCUCCCAACUUGGAGUGGAAAUGGUUAUGCCUUUUUUCAAGACAGUCAUACCGACCCUGACUUGAAUGGAAGGCCAGUAUCGAGUUCUCCGCCGAUCGCGAGUAAUGCUCUCUGA
Fonsecaea multimorphosa CBS 102226 is the source of this 1728-nucleotide messenger RNA. RefSeq lists its product as uncharacterized. The coding region runs from base 1 to 1728 and encodes 575 amino acids. The transcript has a single exon. The record is from RefSeq and is a predicted model, not a curated record. Lineage: Eukaryota; Fungi; Ascomycota; Eurotiomycetes; Chaetothyriales; Herpotrichiellaceae. Gene Ontology annotation, cellular component: nucleus. Gene Ontology annotation, biological process: regulation of DNA-templated transcription. Gene Ontology annotation, molecular function: DNA-binding transcription factor activity; DNA binding; copper ion binding.